Messenger RNA from Schistosoma guineensis, 1372 nucleotides. The record is from the annotation of a GenBank genome assembly. NCBI's taxonomy places the organism in Eukaryota, Metazoa, Platyhelminthes, Trematoda, Strigeidida, Schistosomatidae.
GAUUCAUAACUCCGAGGCUGUGACUUUUGUUCUUGACUCAACUGACUGGGGACAGAUAGCGAGGCAGGGCCAAUCAGGGCACUAGGUCAUCCUUACAGGUUUACGUGUCACAGAUCACUGUCACAGAAGCGAUCGAUAAUAACUCUGCGUAUUCAAACCCUGCAGUCACACACCACGUUACAACAAUUGGCGACGGGGUAGAGAAAAUUUUGAACCCUGUAAUUGGACGAGAUUCAUCCUAUUUAUUUUGGCCAAUCAGCAUUCAGAUUGAUCGUCAGCGUCCUUGGGAGUCAUUGGUUGUUAAUUGAUUACAGUAUUUCUCAUUACUCUGCUGAUUCAGAAAAUGACUAUCCCCUCAGGUCAAUUGCAGAUACUACUAGAUCGUUACAGAGAGAGCCAGUUGAAAGUUUUGGACUACAUGCGCACGCGACUGCUAAAUCUCCCGUGUUUCGGAGAUGUGAAAGAGGUUGACGAAUUAAUUUCUCACCUGCAUACUGAACUCGAGAAUGACUGCAGGACAUAUGAAGAUGAAAACAAAAGCCUCUAUGAAUCCCUUAUGAUCAGUAAUGCAAAUGAGGCAGUCGCUCAUAACCCGUCUAGCGAUCCGGGAAUGUCCAGUUCAGAAUCAUGCCCUGUUGUGGGUUCAAAUCCCACUAUUCCUGAAACGUGUACAGACAGUGAUGUACCCAGCUCACAGGAAGAUCUCUCAUUAAAUGCUCAUAAAUUAAUUAUAGUGCCCUCUCACAAGGAAACAGGAAACAAAUCGUGCACUAUACUGAGUCUAGCUGCUCCGAACGGUCCUCAUCAGUCAACAACAGGUGACUCUGAUGAAUCUUAUUAUCUGGAUCCUCUUGUACCAGAAAAUGUGUUAGAUGCCACAAAUGAUGAUCAGAAGUUGAAUACAAUUUUGAUAGAUGUUAAUUAUCCCAGUGAUCGACUAUCCACAAAUGAGUUUUUCAAGGAAUUCUAUGGUAAUGUUCCAGAAGAAUCAAAGUGACUUCUCUGUUCCAUGUGACCAUCAUGUGUUAAAUAAAGUCAAAUUAAUUUUAACUUGGAGAGAUGAGGACCCAACAUUAUUUCGUGGGGGAGGAUGAACCCAGAAAAUUUUAAAAUGCAGAUAUGAACUCCGGAUUUUCCGAAAAAGGGGAGGUGUUAGGAUAGUCGGGAAAAAUAGACCAAUAAUUAUCAUGUUAAGUCCAAUGGUGUCCUUGGACCUUAAAUGUACAUUUCCCAUUGGUCGAUGUUUAUUUAACGUGUUAUUUUCCUGUUGGCCAAUAUUGUACAAUGUUAUUUUCUACUUUGUGGUACGAUGUGGUUUGUUUGCUUGGUAUAUAAAUAGUGUAUGUUUGAAAUAUAAUGAUUCAUAACUCCG